UCGUCAGUCACUAGCUAGUCGCGGUGGAGGGUGGAUGUUCGUGUCGCUCUCUCCCCGUCCUUGGCUAGCCGCAACCGUCACCGCCACGGCCUUGCAGACACCCAGCCACUGAAUCCGGGAAGGCAUAUUACUUAGCCGCGAAGGAUCUCUGUCGGUGGGAAAUUGCAUACGUGGAAAAUAAGGAGUAGCAGCGUGUGUGUGUGUGUGUUGGUUCAGUCUACCGCGAGGAAGUGAGGGAGGAAGACGUGGACUCCAUCAUACUCAACCAGUCAGCCAAGCCCAGUUCGACACCGCGUUCCUUUUCACCACUCCUUCCCGCACGCCCACUACCGCCACCACCCGUCCGUUCUCAUAGAAAGUGGACGCCCCGUUAUCAUCUCCGGUUGGCCUAAAUAAGUGCGCGUGUGUGUGUGUGUCUUGGUGUGUGAAAGAGAGAGGAGCUCGAGAAAGAAGGAAGUGCGGUCCGUUAGUCUACGUACACAUAUCCGCACCGCCUCAAGCCCUUCGCCAGCCACGUCUGACCCACUGCAGCGUGUGUGAGUGCAUGGCUUGGAGACUCACCCACAUUUGGAUCCUCCGUGACUUCCCAAAGCUCAAAGAACACGAACAGGAACGACCCGAGCUCUUUGUCAGGCCGCCCAGGUGACCGACGGCGAGCGAAAGAGAAGCUGGAAAAGUCUUACCUCUCGCGCACACCUGAGUUCAGUUACUUCGUUUGUUUACCUUUGCGUUACCUGUCAAAGCGCUUAGCCGAGAUGAAGGCCUCCGUGCAGGUGCCCCUCAGCGACGUGAUGAGGGCUCCCGAGGGUGCCGCGCCCCACCCCAAGGGAAAGGAACCCCAAGACCUGGCCCUCCUCAGGCUCUUCCUCCUCCUCCAGGUUGCUGGGGAGCGGAAAGCCGAGAUCGAGGCGCUACUGCGGGGUCCCGAGAGGCAUGUUGAGGAUCAAGAGCCGCCCGCCCACCGCCCCAAGCGGCCCUCGCUGACCAGGCGGUGGAGGAAGCAGCUGCCCAAGAAGAAGUCUUCCGAGGAUGAUGACUCGUCCCUCAAGUCCCUCUCCACCGCCUCCACCCCGUCCUCUAACAACUCCUCCAUCAAGUCGAGCAGCAGCAGCAGCUCCCCGCCCAGCCAGGACAACAGCUCCCUCCUCAGCCCGCCCGUGUCCCCCGCCACGUCCAAUGGUCACGCGCACUCCCCCGGGGAGAGUAAUGACGCCCUUAUCAUCAAGGAAGCGCUGCCGGCGGACAUCAACGAGUCUUCGGACAUGUCAAUGCUGCAGCGACUGGCACUGAACGCCCUCAACCUCACAGCGCCCGCGUCCUCCGUGCUGCUGCGGGAGCGCCGAAACAGCUGGGUGCAGCUCUCCGGCCACCCCGGCUCCCUGGCGCCAGCAGGGCCCGGCACCAUCUGGAAGAAGCGAGGCCCCGAGCCCGUGGAGACGCAGGCGUACCAGGCCCUCAUGAACGACCCCGCCAGGGAGAUCGCGCCGACCUUCUUCAGGGAAAUCGUCUACAAAGAUGAAUUCUUCAUUGAGAUGCGUGACUUGCUGUACGACUUCCACAACCCGUGCGUCAUGGACAUCAAGAUGGGCACGCGAACCUUCCUCGAGUCCGAAGUCUCCAACACCAAGGCGCGCACUGACCUCUACGAGAAGAUGAUCAAGGUGGAUGCCUCCGCGCCCACCUCCGAGGAGCACGAGGCGCACGCCGUCACCAAGCUGCGCUACAUGGACUUCAGGGACAACAUGAGCUCCUCCCGCUCCCUCGGCUUCAGGAUCGAGGCUCUCAAGAUGGCCGGCAAGGAGGCUGUGACGGAGCUGCAGACAGUGCGCAGCCGGGAGCAGGUGAUCAACACGAUGAGCGGCUUCCUGCGGCGGCGCGAGGACACCAAGCGCCAGGUCAUCUCACGCCUCCAGCACCUCAAGAACGUGUUUACCAACUCAGCCUUCUUCCAGAAACACGAGGUAAUUGGAAGCAGUAUAUUGAUCAUUUACGACGACGAGAAGGCCGGCGUGUGGAUGAUCGACUUUGCCAAGACUGUGCCUGUGCCAGAGGGGAUCAACAUCACCCACCGCAAGCCCUGGAACCUGGGCAACCACGAGGAGGGCUACCUCACCGGCAUCGACAAUCUCAUCAAGGUUGUGGAGGAAGUGCCAGCCAGCAAAAGUAAAAGACUUGGGCUCUUCCACAAGUCUUGAGCCAAGGUGACGGAGUCGCUGUAAGGAUGUCGCUUUCCUGCCGUCACUCCAGGCUAAGUUCGCUGGCAGCGCUGAGGCCACCGACAGUGGCUCGGAAGAGCUGAGUGGUUCUGUUGCUGACUCACUGGUCAGCUGACUCAGUGGGUGAUUCUUUGGGUUCUUGAGUGACUCAACACUGGCAAGAAUUGUCUGAAUGUAAGGACACUCAUUGUUUCCUCUUUUCCUUUUAUUCAUAUCUAAACUAUAUGAUGUAUACCACAUCUUAUUUAUCUUGUAAAUUAUCAUUCUUUUAGGCAGAAGAGAAAUUGUUAUUUCUUUAAGAGUUUUAUCCAUUUUUAAACCAAAGUUCAUUUGGUUUUGACAGUGUUUAUAUACUGAGUGUUAUUGUGUUAUGUAUUAUUGAGCCUGUGAAGCCCUGCGAGGUGGAACACUCUGUAGGGUUAGGAAGGCAUUUAUGUGCAGCUGGUCCAUAGCUGCCGGGGAGGCAGACCAGCGCCGAGCCACAGUGCCGGACCAUGAGCCGUGCAGGGCCGCCGGGGCCAACAGAUCCCCACAAGCUGACGUUGGUGUUCUGACACUCACUGAGGUUGACCGCUAGCAUGGUAUUUAGUAUUGUUGCGUGCACUUGUUAAAGAGCUUUCUGGAUGCACAGACACCAAAGAGCUUGUUGCUAGGAGCAUUUUGAAGCCCUCCUGCAUAUUUGUGUGGACUUCCAGGAUCAGGGACGGGAGGGUCGGCUUAGGUAGUGUUGUGAAUGGGAUGUGGGGUCGUAAUUGUAAUGACUGGCAGACAGCUGGCUUAUGAUGAGCCAGCUGUGCAGCCUAUAUUAACAAUUGAUAUAGCCAAGAGUGUUAAUUGUAUUCCUCUCUCUCUCAUAUACUGUGAUAACAUAUAUUCAGUGGGUAUGUGAGUGUGUUAGGCCAUUAAGGGACGUAAUUUUUCUUACCAAGGUAAAGUUUCAGUUUCCAAGUAGAUGGUUUUCUCUUAAUUUAAGUAUUUUUUUUUUUCUUUUGCACUCUUCUGUCCCGGCUCCUCCCUUGCAUCAGCCGCCUGGGUGAGGGGGAGCCACAGGUGGAAGCAUUCCUAGAAGUAGUUGACGUAAUAUUCCUGAUGUUUUGACCAUUUCUACCUCCUCAACUCUUCUUCACUAGUGUUACGGAAGAGUCAUGACAGUGUCACUAAGGGAACAGGACAGUCAUUCACGUGUCAUUCAAACACUUUGUAAAUAACACACUCACUCGCUUCCUCAAAGUGAGUGAGUGGUCAGGGUUCUGUGGCGGGUGAGUGGCUGUCUGGUGCUUGUUUGUCUUCAUGAUGCGUGGCUACACUUGCUGUGGUUGUUAGGGGUGAAUGAGCAUCUGCUGGUUGUUGUUUAGUACUUCAGUUUGUUUGUUAACCUCGUAGCAGGUGAAUGACUAAAACUAAUCCCAUGUAAAUUAUUGAUAACUAUGACUCUAAUCUCAGCAAUGCAAUAUCAGAUUAAGUUCAGUGGAAAAAUAUAAAUGAGCUUUCCAGUUUUACAGUAUUAGCUACCUUUUCCUUCCUUCCUUCCGCCUUCCCCUGCCUCGCCUCCUUCCACAUGUUUGAUCCGUGUGGUAAAAAGAUGUUUGGUGUGUGACGACACUCUUGAUGGGAUGUAUGGCAAGCCUGGCUACUGAGGAAUGCUCCCACAGAUCACACACACACACACACACACACACAUACACGCACACAUGCACACGCACAAAUACACACACAGAGCCACACACUCAGGCCAUUCCAUCAUUAUUCUGCUCAUUUUCACACCUCUUGCCACGUUCCAAGAGUUCCUCCUCAAAUUACUUAAUAUCUACAUGAGAAAAAGAAUCAUGUCGCACCAUUCACCUCACUAGUAAUUUUGACGUGUCUGUCACUAAGAAACACAGCACUUGCCUAUUCCGAUGUGCCAAAUGACCACCCAGACAAGAUGCGUGCGGCAGGCUCUUUGUUACGUGUUUACAAAUCUUCGCAGCUGUUCCAUUAGCCGGGGUUAUGACCACUUUUGUCGGUCUCUUAAGUGGGUGGAGUGAGCAUCAGUGUCUGGGGGUCGUGCUGGGUGAGGCAACGCUGCUUAAGGACGCUUCAUGAUGAGUCAAGUGCUUGGGUCUGAUGGAUGGUGUGAUGAGGAAAUAGUUACACAAACACACACACACACACACCUCAUUUUAGUCUCAUGAUUUAGGAGGCAGAGCUUGUGUAAGAGGCUGUUAUUAAAGGAAUGUGGACUUAGCACACAAAAACGGGACAUGAUGAGGAAGUGCCCUUUGUGACGUAUUCUCAUUAUCUUCUCAGUUUUCCGAGUCAUCCUUUACAUCUCGCCCCAACACACACACACACACACACACACACACACACACACACACACACACACACACACAUCACCUCCCUAGUACAAACUGGUGUGAAGAUACUAAUGCAGGGAAGAUUUUUUUUUUAUCAUUUAUCAUCACCAUAGUGAGUGUAGGUAUUAAUUAUUAUGAACUGUAUCGGGCCUCUUCCAUAUGGAGUAUUUUCUACAUGUGAGAAGUCGCCAUCGCUGUACAGGAUAAUAAUGAUGCGAACUGUUUUUAUUAAUGUGGUUUUACAUGUUGCUUUGUUUGUGUUGCUGUAUGAAUGUGAAUGUGUAUUUGUAACUACAUGUAGCAUAACAAAGAAUUCUGUAUAUGUUUAUUUAUUCACACACACGACACAUCUACUCAUCAAGACAAUAUUCACUCCUUUUUGUAUUUCUUUAUAAUCUAGUCCAAAUGUUUAUAUAUAGAUAAAAUAAAGCAAAGAGAAAUUGU
Eriocheir sinensis (Chinese mitten crab) is the source of this 4999-nucleotide messenger RNA. RefSeq names its product inositol-trisphosphate 3-kinase homolog (gene IP3K1). Gene Ontology annotation, molecular function: inositol-1,4,5-trisphosphate 3-kinase activity; inositol tetrakisphosphate kinase activity. The record is from RefSeq and is a predicted model, not a curated record. Gene Ontology annotation, cellular component: nucleus; cytoplasm. The transcript has 8 exons. Gene Ontology annotation, biological process: inositol phosphate biosynthetic process. Bases 756 to 2195 code for a protein of 479 amino acids. Lineage: Eukaryota; Metazoa; Arthropoda; Malacostraca; Decapoda; Varunidae.